AUGACGAACGAAUUGAUGCAGAAGCAUAGUAACUGUUCGAUCCUUGGCCUGUUUGGGCAUAGUCUAGCAGGCCAAAAUAUAGUCAUCUGCAUCUACUUGUUUCUCAUGUUCCGGUCGCUACCAUACGCCGUUUCACAGAGCAGUAGUCAACCGCCAGCCGUCGUUCCCUAUGGCAUAACCAACACUUACAGCCCUUCGUCGGCGAUCAACAAUUUGACCCUACACUUCUUCAUGUUUAGCGCCAUUUUUUUCUUGUCCUUCAUCUCCCUCUGCGUCUGCAAGUGCUCCCGGACCGAAAGCGAUCGAAGCAUUCGCGGUAAUAUCGUGGAAGGCCGAAUAUCACGUAAGGGAAAUCGAGGGCUCGAUCCGGCCUUGAUCCAGACUUUCCCAAUCUUCGCCUAUUCACAUGUGAAGGACCACAAAUUGGGAAAUGGAGCUCUGGAAUGCGCCGUAUGCUUGAACGAAUUCGAAGACGAAGAUCCUAUUCGAUUGCUGCCAAAGUGUGAUCAUGUCUUCCAUCCUGAGUGCAUUGAUGCUUGGUUAUCUAAGCGCACAACAUGCCCAGUCUGCCGAGGUAACCUCGUCCCUGUACCGGGCGAAACAUCUGAAACUAUGGUGGUACCGGUACAGGACAUAGAAGGCGGAUCGGAUGGGGAAAUCCCAACAUCGGAACCAUUGGACGCAGAGAACGAGCAAGUUUCCAUUAAUGUACUAAGCGAAGAACCACAGGUGAUGGCAGUGGCACCAGAGGUAAUUAAUCAGACCCCAAUGCAGAACCGGCCAGCGAGAUCGACGGAGCCGAGAUACGCGGGGAGAUUUUCACGGUCGCAUUCAACGGGGCACUCACUGGUUCAACCGGGAGAAGAUGUCGAGCGGUUCACCCUCCGGCUUCCGGAAGACGUUAGGAAGCAAAUCAUGAACAUGAGGCAGGUGAAUCGGACUAAGAGCAUGGUGGUAUGCGGAUAA
This is a messenger RNA of Telopea speciosissima, 966 nucleotides long. RefSeq names its product E3 ubiquitin-protein ligase ATL6-like. The transcript has a single exon. The coding region runs from base 1 to 966 and encodes 321 amino acids. The record is from RefSeq and is a predicted model, not a curated record. Lineage: Eukaryota; Viridiplantae; Streptophyta; Magnoliopsida; Proteales; Proteaceae.